AUGACUACAUCCAACAAGAGCUUCCCUUUCGAAAUUCGAGAUAUCGAACCUGAACAAGUUGAAAAAUUGAAGCAAUCUUAUCAAAAAAAUACGAAACUAUGUACUACGCGUUUUGGACCCAAAGGUUACCUCUUCACUAGAAAGUUUGAGAGCGUUGGUAAAAAUAUAUACAACAUGGAAAUUAGACCGAGUGAUACCUUUGUUGUAACUUUACCUAGAUCAGGUACCACGUGGACGCAGGAAUUGGUUUGGCUUAUUUUAAACAACUUUGAUUAUGAAAAGGCAUUGGAAACCCCGCUCACCGUAAGAUAUCCUUUUUUAGAGUAA
This is a messenger RNA of Parnassius mnemosyne (clouded apollo), 327 nucleotides long. NCBI's taxonomy places the organism in Eukaryota, Metazoa, Arthropoda, Insecta, Lepidoptera, Papilionidae. The record is from the annotation of a GenBank genome assembly.